This is a messenger RNA of Tremella mesenterica DSM 1558, 1899 nucleotides long. RefSeq lists its product as uncharacterized. Bases 100 to 1872 code for a protein of 590 amino acids. The transcript has 12 exons. Gene Ontology annotation, biological process: amino acid transmembrane transport. Gene Ontology annotation, cellular component: membrane. Gene Ontology annotation, molecular function: L-amino acid transmembrane transporter activity. Lineage: Eukaryota; Fungi; Basidiomycota; Tremellomycetes; Tremellales; Tremellaceae. The record is from RefSeq and is a predicted model, not a curated record.
CAUCUUUUACAUAGCCCCUUACCUCUUACACGGCUCAGUGAUCAGCCAAGUAUGCUCUCAAGAAGUAGAUGAUAGAGUAGUCUUCGCUCCUCGUCCUCCAUGACGUCCCCACAUUCCGCUCUCCCCCCUCCCCCUUCUCCACCACAUUCCCCCAUCAGCUCCAGCCAUUCCUCCCAUGAAAGUCUCCGAGCGUUAGAGCUGUCAGAAUCUUUUCCUGAAAACUCAAUUCGACCAGGAUUAGGACGACACAAUCGGUCUUCUACCAUUACGAGCUUAGGAGGAUUCGACUUUCAACAUACACUCCUUCCUCUAACCCCUAGCGGAGAGGUCAUCCCCGUUCAAGCGCAGGAUGAGAAACAUGUGGGACUGCUACAUGGCCUAGCUCUGGUGGUAGGAGCUCAAGUGGGAUCGGGGAUCUUCUCAAGCCCCGGAGUGGUCGUAGCCGAGGUAGGAAGUGUAGGUGCCAGUCUGUUGGUUUGGAUCAUAUCUGGUCUUUUGGCAUGGACAGGUGCCAGUUCAUUUGCCGAGUUAGGUUGCGCUAUACCUCUUUCAGGAGGUGCUCAAGCCUAUUUGGCUUAUUCUUUUGGACCUAUGUUAUCUUAUCUUUACACUUUUACGGCAGUAUCGACUCUGAAACCUGGAAGCAGUGCCAUCGUUUCCCUUAUUUUUGGAGAGUAUGUCAAUAGGGCUGCAUUCCAUGCUAUUUCUCGAGAUCCUGAGGCUGUCGUUCCCGAGUGGACUUUCAAAAUCACAGCCACAAUCGCUAUCAUCAGUGUCUCCGUCCUCAAUCUCAUCUCGAGAAGUAUGGGUACCAACUUUUCCGUGGUCAUCACCUCUAUCAAAGUCGGUGCGUUACUCGCUGUCGCCAUUCUUGGACUAGUGUAUUUCCUGGAUCACGGAGCUCCUGAAUCCUUCCAACCGCAGAACUUCUUCUCUGGGACUUCUUCUCGACCAAGCAGUUACGCCAUCGCGCUAUACUCUGGUUUAUGGGCUUUCGACGGAUGGGAUCAAUGCAAUCUGGUGGCAGGAGAGAUGCGAAAUCCCGAACGUGACCUCCCCCGGACGCUCCAUGGAAGUAUGACAAUCGUCCUCGUGCUCUUCGUCACUGCCAACUUGAGCUAUUUCGUGGUUUUGGAUCCCGAGACGGUGGCUUCGAGCAAUACUGUAGCCUUGGAUUUCGGUAAAGCUGUUAUUGGGACGUUUGGAGCGGCGGUGUUCAGCACCUUGGUAGCUAUCAGCUGUUUUGGGGCAUUAAACAAUGGCUUCUUCACCACCGCUCGAUUAAUCUACGCCGCUUCAAGAGAGAACUUCCUCCCUUCCAUGUUUUCCGAAUUACACCAUCGUCGAAGGACUCCUGAUAACGCAAUGGCAUUACAAGCGGGACUGGCGUUAUUUUACGUGAUCUUUGGGGGAGGUUUCAGACGUUUACUCAACUUCUUUUCAGUGGUCAGCUGGACAUUCUAUCUCCUCACCGUACUAGGCCUAUUGGUAUUAAGGGUGAAAGAACCGCAUCUGGAAAGACCGUACAAGACCAUGCUCAUCACUCCUAUUAUCUUCUGUGCUGUGGCUCUGUUCUUAUUGCUCAUGCCGAUAUUCGCUGCCCCUUGGGAAGCUCUUGCUGCUUUCAUGUUCAUUUUUGCCGGAGUGCCAAUGUAUUACAUUACGGCAAGGGGUCGUGUGGGUUCAGCUACAUAUGCGUACGAUGUGGAGACUACAUGGCGUGGGACUUUUGAUUACGCAUGGAAAACGUUCCGAGACGAUGUAGUCGGCUUGCUGCCAGGUCACAAGCCACAAUCACGGCCAAGUCGAAUAGACGAAGGUUCCGUACCCAUCCUCCGUUCCGAACAUAUGGAAAUGUCAGAAAGAGGGUGAACAUAUCAUCUUGCAUAGCAUAUUUUG